This is a messenger RNA of Dreissena polymorpha, 8193 nucleotides long. RefSeq names its product multiple epidermal growth factor-like domains protein 6. NCBI's taxonomy places the organism in Eukaryota, Metazoa, Mollusca, Bivalvia, Myida, Dreissenidae. The transcript has 38 exons. The record is from RefSeq and is a predicted model, not a curated record. The coding region runs from base 913 to 6291 and encodes 1792 amino acids. Gene Ontology annotation, molecular function: calcium ion binding; scavenger receptor activity; protein binding.
CAACCCGCGAUCUUAAAUUGAAUUUCAUUCGUCGUGGUAUUUGAGUGCUACUCCACUACGAAUUAAAGUGCAUGGUUAUAAUGCAUGAAGAUUUUAAACGUCGAACACGAUCCACUUAAAUAUAAUAUAGAUAGAUACACAUUUGAAAGUGUCAGGCGCUUAAUAAAAGAAGUCGAAAAUAUGUUUAAGUGGUACAUAAUUGUGAUAUGAUAUAUGGUAAGAAAGUGGGAUAUAAAGACAGUUGAUUUCCGUGGUGUGCGUACGGGCGUGCGAUAGAGAGACCGAGCACUGUCUGGGUGUAAUUUGGUAGAACAAAGGACAAUUUGAAGACACUGACUUACGUGGUGUAAGGUUACAGAUUUACGAAGGUUUGUUGGCAAUUAGCGCAGACUGUUAUCAAUACGCCCUGGAAUUUAAUUGUAUAAUUUAUCGGAGUAGCUUCAACUUGUCGCUUGCUAUUUUAGAGACAUUUUGGAAUUCUGACUAAGAGAUUUGCGAUACGGUGUUUGCCUGAUCUUAUUUUCGGCGAGUUUAACUGGAGUAUGGAAUAGCCUGAUAGACACAGUUACGUGAAACACUUAAACGAGUUAGUUGGGUAUUUUGUGGGCAAAGUUGAAAAAAAAACACUAAAUGAUAUUAUGUGCUCUGGAAUAAAAAACAUAAGGUAAAGACAAGUAAAACGUAAGGUAAAGACAAGAAAAACAUAAGGUAAAGACAAGUAAAACGUAAGGUAAAGACAAGUAAAACAUAAGGUAAAGACAAGUAAAACGUAAUGUUCGUCACUUAACUUCGCAUUUGUUGUUUUUUUUCUUGCCGAUGUUCACUUAUAAUCAAAGACUCUCAUUGGAAUAUUUAUUUAUUUUCGUUUAUAAUAUGUACUGAAAUGAUCUGGAUUUACAAUCAUACGGAAAUAUGAAGAUGAAAGUUUUGCGCGUGCACAGAGGCACGUGCAUUUCACUCGUGCUAUUAGCAGUGUGUCACGUGGUACAUAGCCAGGAAUUACAAUCAGGAAUGCCGAACGUGUGCCAGUACCAGCACGUGGAAAUGAGCACGAGUCGCCAGCCGUGUGUUCAAUCGUACACCCGCUUCGUCAAGGUGUGGAAGCCAAACUGCAGUGACAACCAGCAGUGGUGUGUCGGAUAUGAACGCAGGACGGAGUACCACAUGACUUACCGUGAGAAGCUCGAGCCCCACCCCAUCGUUCGGUACCGCUGCUGUCACGGCUGGAGACAGACUUCCGGGCAGCAGGGCUGCAGCCUGCGAGACUGCAAUGUGGCUAUGUGUUUGAAUGGCGGACAGUGUGACGGUGAACACGGACAGAGAUGUGUCUGUCUGGCAGGCUUCCUGGGGGCGAGGUGUGAGCAUGACGUGAACGAGUGCGAGACCGAAAAUGGCGGCUGCAGCCACGACUGUCAUAACACCGCUGGUUCCUAUGUGUGCAAGUGUCGGACUGGGUACCAGCUAGCAAGGGACGGGAAGACGUGUUUAGAUGUCGACGAGUGUUUGACUAACAACGGUGGCUGCGAGUUCCGGUGCGAGAACCAGCGAGGCUACUUUACCUGCACGUGCCCGACCGGACAAACGCUACAUCCGGACGGCAGAAGCUGCGUCGAGACUAACACUAUCGGACUAACAACGCCUGCUGCUAGUAAUAACCCGUAUAUUCUUACCGCUUUCUCGCACACACAUCUUCCUCCUUCAGCCACUGGUUCCAGCUUCGAUAGCGGCGGCACCACACAGCUACCGGUGCAGGAUUUACACUUAGCUUUGCACGCCACUAACACUGGGCCUAUCGCUAACGCUUAUCGUGUGAAUAGCUUUACUAAUAUCGCCCAUUCGCAGCAAGAUUUUAUUUUACACAAACCCGACGACAACGGUCGCCUUGUUGCCAUACUUGACCAAUCAGAAGUUGAUAGUUCAGUUACCGAUACUUCAUCGGGAACAAAUAAUCUCGUGGAACACGUGGAUACUUCCGGAGACUUAAUCUCGCUUACGUCAGACGGGUUUUCCAACAUGAUUGCAUCAGACGGUAACGUUCGUAUUCAUAAAAGACGUGAAACAAACAGUAUCUAUCAAGACCUCUCGGAUAAUGAACUAUUUAAGACCGAGUCGGGUACUGCGUUCUCUGCUUCCGAACCAUGGCCGUUGAUGUCAGGUCAGCAGCCGAUGUCCCGGAUGUUGAGCGCUAGAGCCUCUCCUAUGGCCUACACUGGUCUCCACGGGGCAGACCCGUGCGGGCGUGAUAGGGGCGGCUGCGAACACGACUGCGUGGCGGACAACGGGCGCGCCUCCUGUCGUUGCUACACCGGAUAUAGACUAAACGGAGACAUGCGCAGCUGCGACGAUAUCGACGAGUGUUCCCAGAACAAGGGCGGAUGCACCCAGGCCUGCAUCAACACCCAGGGCUCAUUCACGUGCACGUGUACCCCGGGCUAUCAGCUGGGUGUGGAUGGCAGACAGUGCUACCGUAUCGAGUUGGAGGUGAUUGAUGGAUGUGCAGUAAACAACGGCGGCUGUCACCACCACUGCGUCUACAGGAACGGGCAGACCACGUGCACGUGUAGACGGGGAUACGUGCUCAAGAUUGACAACAAGACAUGCGAAGAUAUUGACGAAUGCGCCACUAGAGAGGCGUGCUGUCCACACAGCUGUCACAACGAGCAAGGCGGUUACACGUGCAGCUGCAGGGAGGGAUUCCUACCCAACCCCCGGGACAGCUGUAUAUGUGAAGAUGUUGACGAGUGCCUUGCCAACAAUGGCGGCUGUGAACAGCUUUGUGUGAAUGCGGAGGGAGCCCACAGCUGCGCCUGCCGCACCGGCUUCUACCUCGCGCCGGAUCGGAAGCGUUGUCUGGACCUGCGCGGUCAGACGCGACGCCCGACGACAGGCAGUCCCGGUCGGGAGCAAUUUCCGGCGUUGCGGUACGAGACAUCGCCGACUCCGAUCCUGUCGCUGGACGAGUACGAUAUCCAGUUACCGCAGGAACAGAAGGACCAGAAGGCAGUGUACGAGUGCAUCCCGGGACGGUUCGGUGCGGAGUGCAUCUACACGUGCGGUGACUGCCUCAAUGGCGGACACUGUAACCGGAAGCGCACCGGCUGUACAUGCGCAGCGGGAUGGCAAGGCGUCAUCUGCAAUGAAACCUGUUCACAGGGUACUUUCGGAUCCAGCUGUAAUAGCAUAUGCACAUGCCAAAACGGCGGUUCGUGUGACCAUGUGACAGGAAGGUGCACGUGCCCGCCGGGUGUCAAGGGCGACAACUGCGAGGACGGGUGUCCCCCAGGUCUCUACGGGAAGCUAUGUGACAAGCCCUGUCCAAAAGUUUGCCCCACAGGGUACUGUGACCGGAUGUUCGGCUUCUGUGAGUGCCUACCUGGAUUCUUCGGUCCUUCGUGCAACAUCCCGUGCCCGGAGUUGACGUAUGGUGCUAACUGCAACCAGCACUGCGAUUGUGAUAAAGAGAAAACCUCAAAAUGUAACCCAAAGAAUGGGGAAUGCCUCUGCAAGCCAGGCUACCACGGUCCCCGGUGUGUGGAGGGGUGUCCCAGGGGCAUGUUCGGUCCGGGAUGCGCCAUGCACUGUAGGUGCGACGCAAACCUGGAAUGUGACCAUGUGACGGGGGAAUGCAUCCCCAACUGUCCGCCGGGAACCAUGGGCCGGAAAUGCAAUAAACCUUGUAAGAAGGGCCACUUCGGUAGCGGAUGUUCCCGCAAAUGCCAUUGCAAUGGGAGCCCCUGUGACUCACAAAGUGGCGAGUGCGUCUGUGCACCGGGUCGGAGAGGCAGGAAGUGCAAGAAGAAAUGUCCGCCUGGCUACUACGGGGUGAACUGCCGGGAGGAGUGUGGCUGCCAGAAUGACGCCGGAUGUGACGCAGUGACCGGCGAGUGCCUUUGUCUGCCCGGAUACCAUGGCAACAAAUGCUCGCAAGUGUGUCCCGCCGGGCGCUACGGGAAGGGCUGUGUUGAGCAGUGUCGCUGUGAAAAUGGGGCUCACUGUCACCCACAGAACGGGCUAUGCACGUGCCCCGUAGGCUACAUUGGGAAGUUCUGUGAGACUGCAUGUCCCGCGGGUUCAUUCGGGCAGGGCUGUAGAGAGCAUUGCCAAUGCGAGAACCACGCAGAGUGUGACUUCAAGACGGGGACCUGUCUCUGUCCCCCGGGAUUCAUGGGUCGCUACUGCAGUCAGAACUGCACAAAUGGAACAUACGGCGCCGGAUGUAACGAGGUGUGUGACUGUCGGAACAACGCCACCUGCGACCACGUGACCGGAGUGUGCUGGUGCGCGCCGGGAUGGCGCGGAACUCAGUGCAAUAAAGGCUGCCCGAUGGGAUUCUAUGGUCAAGACUGUCUGGGGGUGUGCAACUGCGAUAACGGCGCCCUCUGCGACCAUGUGACAGGCGAGUGCACGUGUGCGUCCGGGUACACAGGGAUCAACUGCAACGAAAAAUGCCAGGAGGGUCGCUAUGGUGAGAAAUGUGAGCGCGUGUGUGAGUGCAGGAACGGAGGCACUUGCGACACGGUGACCGGAGUGUGCGUCUGUCCGCCCGGCUGGCAGGGGGCGCUCUGCGAGGAAGAAUGCGAGACUGGUCGCUACGGGGUGAUGUGUUACCGGCGCUGCUACUGUAGCGGCCAUCCGUGUGACAGAGUGACGGGCCGAUGUCUGUGUGACGCGGGAUUCAUGGGCGUGGCCUGCGAACAAACCUGUCCUGAAUGGCGGUACGGACCAAACUGCGCCAAGGCGUGCACGUGUCCGAACAGCGUCGCGUGCGACCCCAUGACCGGAAGGUGCGCUUGUCAGCCGGGAUAUGUGGGCGAGCGAUGCGAGGAUGUGUGCGAGGAAGGUUUCUAUGGUAACGAAUGCCUCGAGCGCUGUGACUGCCUCAACAACGGCACGUGCGCGACAGACACAGGCGCCUGCUUGUGUUCACCGGGCUGGCGGGGCAAACGAUGUCAGAAACCCUGUCAGCCCGGCACGUACGGGGACCAGUGUGAGCUGCUGUGCACGUGCAAGGAGGGCCAGCCGUGCUAUCACGUGACCGGCGAGUGCGCAUGUCCGCCUGGGUACCUGGGACCCGCGUGUGAACAAGCCUGUCCUCCCGGUACUUUCGGGCCGGAAUGCCGGGGCACCUGCGUGUGUGGCGCUAACCAGAACUGCGACCACGUGACCGGAAACUGUGUUUGCAAGCCGGGCUCCAAGGGCAAGAACUGUCAAACAGUGAAGGCUCGGCGUACUAACGAUCUCCUUCAUGACCGCCAGGGGUCGCAGUUUUGGUUGGAGCUAGCCGAGCGCAAUCUCGUGGCGGAGGACCUCGUUCAAGGAUGCAGCGAGGGAGAGUACGGGCCAGGGUGUGACCGGAAGUGCCAGUGUGACCACGGCGCCGUCUGUGACAUGCACAGCGGACAGUGUCUCUGUCGCGAGGGACACAUAGGAGCCACGUGCUCGCUCGAGUGCCCAGAUGGCCGCUGGGGUGAGAACUGUACGGAGAUCUGUGACUGCAUGAACGGGGCUUCCUGUGAGCGCGGUAGUGGUCCGUGCCGCUGCCUACCCGGGUACGCCGGGCCCAGAUGUGAGAGAGAGUGUGACGAAGGCUAUUAUGGGGACCAGUGUCGACAGCGAUGCACGUGCAUUAAUGGUCACUGUGACCCCGUUUCUGGGCACUGCGCGUGCGACCUCGGUUGGCACGGGAGCACGUGCGAAUCGGUGUGUUCUACGGGUAGAUACGGUCCGGGCUGCGUGCACUCGUGCCGCUGCGAGAACGGAGCGCAGUGCGACCAUGUGACCGGAUGUUGUUCUUGCCGCCCAGGCUUUUAUGGCCAGUUGUGUGAACAUGUGUGCCCUAGGGGCCGCCACGGGGAGUACUGCCGGGAGCGAUGUGAUUGCCAGAACGGCGCCACGUGUCAGCCCAGCACGGGCUCAUGUGACUGUCCGCCCGGAUACACGGGCCUUGCCUGCGAGAAAGCUUGCCAGAACCGGACGUUCGGUGUGCGAUGCAACAGAUCAUGUGACUGCGGGUCGUACCCCUGCCACCACGUUACAGGGCAGUGCCAAUGCCCGCCGGGUCUGAGUCUACCAAAGUGCUCUCAGCCGUGCCCUGCAGGUCGGUAUGGCCCCUCUUGCAUGUUCCAGUGUGACUGUGAAAGUGGAGCCGGAUGUGACCCCGUCUCGGGAGCCUGUAUAUGUCCCUUCGGCUGGAUAGGCCCACGCUGCGACCAAGAAAUAAUGUUGCCAGGGCAAGGUCACAGGCGUGGGGACAUCCCCUGGCAGUGGAACUACGCGCGCAGGCGCAGAUGACACGCGUCGCCUGCUUAACCCCAUCACCGGAAACUGCUCUCUGACGUCAUAAUUGUGUCAAACACUUCCCGUGCCGUUCAAAGAAGCUGAAAGUGACGCCUCGAUAUCUUCGCAUUCACUUGCAUGGACGCGAUAUUUAUUAUGUACGGGGUUUAACGCAAAUUUAAUAUUGCUUAUUAUUAUUGUAAUUAGUACGAAAAUAUAUAUCAAAUUCAUCACAGAACAUGCAGUGAUGGCGAUAUGGGUGUGUGUAUUUUAUUAUUGCUAUAUUUGUUUGUUAUUAUGAUUAUUAUAACAAAGGAUACAUGGACAUGUGUGACCUGUUUGUUUGUGAAAGAUAUAUGAUGAAGUGGUUAUAAUUGAUAGAUUACAGUGUUGCUUAUUUACGAACACUUGACUCAAAGUGUCGUGACAAACGUGUGUUGACGCGGCAGACAUUGCGUGACCCAAAGUGUCGUGACAAACGUGUGUUUACGCGGCAGACAUUGCGUAUGCGCGUACCCUGGCCAGUAGUUGUUCAUGUGCACCGUCCGUUUGUAUGCGGGGUUACAUGGGUGUGACAUAUAAAUGAGGUUAUUGAGACAUUAUUAAACAAUGGAUGUGCGCUUCAAAAUAUGUGAAACAUAAAUAUUCGUUUUUCAGCACGAAUGUAAACGAUGUCCGCGCUCUGAUUGUGAAUGUUUCUUUCGUUACUUUUUGAUGAGCAUUUGUAAGUUAAAGUUACUUCUAUUCAUAUCAUCUGUUUUAUGCAUGUGGUCAUUCGGAUUAGUUGUACUUGGAACGGUUAUCGCGUUAAUUAAGCAUGUAGCAUUACAUGUGCAUUGUGCCAUGUCAGGACUAAGCUGACCGUUUUAAUCGUACAAAUCAUGCAUAUUACCGUAUUAAAUUAUUAAUGUAACGAAACGUAUGUUUGCUCUAUGCUGCGUUACAUGCGUUCUCGUUUUGAUAACGAUUACUUUCGAUAGUUAUGAAACCGAUCGCUUCAUUUUAAUGUUAUUUUACACAACACUGACUAUAAUGUAUGAGCAUCGUUCACAACACAGACUAUAGUGUAUGAGCAUCGUUCACAACACUGACUACAGUGUAUGAGCAUCGUUCUGGGAAAACGGGGCUCAAUGCAUGUUCCUUAAGUUUCCGCACAGGAUUGUCAGCACGUCACUUUCCGGCUAAACGGGAUAUGUUGCAAGAAAAGACUUUCUUAAAACGAAAUAUACCAUAAAAAGGGAAAGUGUCGUCCCUGAUUAGCAUGUGCAGACUCUGUGCACUUUCAUACAGAUCAGUCGUCCCUGAUUAGCCUGUGCGGACUCUGUGUACUUUCAUACAGACCAGACGUCCAUGAUUAGCCUGUGCGGACUCUGUGCACUUUCAUACAGACCAGUCGUCCCUGAUUAGCCUGUGCGGACUCUGUGAACUUUCAUACAGACCAGUCGUCCCUGAUUAGCCUGUGCGGACUCUGUGUACUUUCAUACAGACCAGUCGUCCCUGAUUAGCCUGUGCGGACUCUGUUCACUUUCAUACAGACCAGUCGUCUCUGAUUAGCCUGUGCGGACUCUGUGCACUUUCAUACAGACCAGUCGUCCCUGAUUAGCCUGUGCGGACUCUGUGCACUUUCAUACAGACCAGUCGUCCCUGAUUAGCCUGUGCGGACUCUGUGCACUUUCAUACAGACCAGUCGUCCCUGAUUAGCCUGUGCGGACUCUGUGUACUUUCAUACAGACCAGUCGUCCCUGAUAAGCCUGUGCAGACUCUGUGUUCUUUCAUACAGACCAGUCGUCCCUGAUUAGCUUGUGCAGACUGUAUGCACUUUCAUACAGAUUCUCAGAACGAGGCUCAUAUUGUGUUGUGAAACAAAAAAAAAAUCAUUUAUAUUUUAUUGUUAGUAAAAUAAAUGUAUACCAUGUU